AUGGCCGAACCAUCCGGCGAAAAGCCCGCCGAAAGACCCGCAACCAACUUCCAGAUAACGAGUGCCCGACUGCAGACGCAGAUCCGCAAGAAGCCACUGUGCGCAUUGCGGGUGUUUUUCUUUGUGCUCCUCUGGACGCUCGCCCUAGCGAACGUGGUGAUUGUCGUCCGGGAGUUCCAGAACUCGCUCCCGUUUGUGAUCGGCCUGGGGCCUCGGCGCCGGAUCGGGAUCGAAGAUUCGCGCCGGCAAGCGUUGCCUGUCAUUAUCGCUCCUUGCAUCACUCUCAUCAUCUUCAUCCCUCUGGCCGUGGGCCUUCCAUUGUUCGGGAUUGCUUCCUUCUUGGCCCGGUAUAUCGUCGAGGCCGUGUGGACUGGCCUGGUAGUAGUCCUCACCGUAGCGGGUGCUGCUUCUCUCUCUCCCCAACCAACUUCACCACUGCUGCCAAUAACGCUUCAAUACGAUCUUUCCGUCACGCUUGGUCUCUCCUUCAUCAUCGUCGUCUUCCUGAGCUUCUACAACAUCCUCCUGCUCUGUCGGCUAAGCUUCCUGCUGGGGCAAGGAGCUCCGAACCUCAUCCAUGCCUCGGUCGCCUCAUUACUGUAUACCCAAGAAAGCAGCGACUCCCCAGACGAGCCGCCGAAGCCCGAGAAGCCCUCCCAACAGGCCUCGGCUGCUGAAAUCGCUCAGGUCGAUCGAAGACUCGAAAACGGCUCUAUCAAGACUCUCAGCUCGGGCUGGGACGACGAGGACGACGAGAAGGGCAAGUCAGCCGCAAAGGGCGAAAGCAGAUUCGCAAAAGCAAAGUCUCUUCUCACCUCGCCCUUAAGACAAUCAACUUCAAAGACAUAG
Messenger RNA from Puccinia triticina, 849 nucleotides. RefSeq lists its product as uncharacterized. Bases 1 to 849 code for a protein of 282 amino acids. NCBI's taxonomy places the organism in Eukaryota, Fungi, Basidiomycota, Pucciniomycetes, Pucciniales, Pucciniaceae. The record is from RefSeq and is a predicted model, not a curated record. The transcript is spliced from 2 exons.